AUGGAACGUAGGAAAAGGAAGGUUAAUAUUAAAAAUAUUUCUUAUUCUAAGAGCCCGAUCCAGAGGAAAGAUGAUACGUAUGAUAAGAUCAUCGAGGAGAACAAAAGACUGUGGAAGCAGGUCUCUGAUUUGAAGAAGACAAUGCAAAAUUUAGAGACUAAAAAUAAGCGCAAGGCAAGGUACAAAAGUUCCCCAUUUAUGGAAGAGGAGGAGAUAAAGUUGGAGGAGAGGCUGAAGGAGCUAGAGGAAAUCCAGAACAAUCCUAACUAUGACCCUAGAGCUAAUAGCAAUCUUAUUGAUGUCACACAGAAUUUUUAAUGAAAAGAAAGGCACAGGCCUAGGCGAGGUCAUAGAGAAAACUAUUUCAGCAUCUUUACAAACUACAUCUAGUAAAGAUAUUGAGAUAGAGUUGUUGAGGCAGCAAGUAAAUAGCUUGAGAGGCGAGUUGAAGAAGGCCAAAUUUCGAAUCAAAGAGCUAGAGAACCAGGUGAACAAUGAAGAUGAAAUCAAUAAAAUACUUAAUUCAGACUUUGUAGCCAGUGAGCACAACACAAUGUCAUUCUAUGGUAUCCAAUCACGAGAUGUAAAGAGCCCUGCUGUGGCUAGGAAUGUGACUUACAUGAAAGGUCCUCAACAUCCUUUGGACAUCGGAGAUCAUCCAGACAAAAUGCAAGAGAAUUUGAAAUACUAUCAGCAUAAGAACUACUCGUUGCAGAAGAAUUACAAGAUGCUGAAGGAUAAGUACCAGAAGAUAAACAAGCGCUCGAAGGAGCUCUACACAUUGAAUGAGAAAUUAAUUGGAGCCCUAAAAGCUCAAAAGGAUUUUGAGAAAAUUUCCAGAGACAAAAAGCAUAUCACUUGUAAAAAUUGAGGUGAGAAGAUCAGCGUGGUAGUCUCAAACCUAUCCUCGUCAAUGGAUAGAAUCAAUAUUAAAGCUGAGAAUGCUUCAUUUUUGUUCUGAUCUAAUGGUUUCGGCCAUUAUUCUCCAACUGUGGGAGUCAGUCCUAGGUUUAAUAACAAUCAAGAGGAGUUUAUAUACUCACCAAAGGAGAAGAACAAGCCCAAAAUGAGCAAGGAUACGAUCGAAUUCAGAACUAAGGUUGUCAAUAAUGACGGGAAAUAUGUGAAAAGGCCUAAGAAGAAGAGAGUAGGUGAUGAUCAGAGCCGGAUCCCUGAAAAUCAGAAGAGAAAUAACUAAUUUAAAUAUAAUA
Molecule: messenger RNA, 1211 nt
Organism: Moneuplotes crassus
Lineage: Eukaryota; Ciliophora; Spirotrichea; Euplotida; Euplotidae
Source: the annotation of a GenBank genome assembly